CUUUUUUUCGGUUUCAGCCCCCAUAUUUUUUAGACCCCUCCCCUCUUUUCUUAGCGCUCCGCGGUGCCUGAGUAAUCCCAAAGCAUGCUGUAAAACUAAUGAUUUUUACAGGGCAAAAAUCAGUCCAGGAAGCAGACACUGAGGGCACUCCCAACUGGCCGUUUGGCCGUUGAUUGAAGGUGGCUGCUAUGUGGAAAUUUUAUGAGAGUUAUGUACUCAUUAUCAUCAGAGCUAUGAGUUUUAUGACCAUAAUUUCGGCAGGGACUUUCUCUACAGGCUGUAGAUCUGGAGGUGGCGGUUGCAAAGAGGUGACCGUCAUUAGGGGCUAUUAGGGGUUUCAUUGUAUAGCAAACUUGAUGUUUUCUUUAGGAUUCUUAAAAUAAAAUACAUAAACUCGAGCAAUGCUAUUUUUAUACAAAUUUCCAGGUACAUUAGUAAUUUGGGAGUCGAAGCGCGAUGCAAGACGCGCUAGUGGAGCCUAGGAACUAGUGCUGCCUCCAUGCUGCCACGUCGUGUUCAUUUAACUCGGCGCAGCGCGUUGUCAUCAAGUUUGCAACGCGGAUUUUGAAAUUUCACGUCGUGGAGACAAAUUUGAGUGUUUUACUCGUGUGUUUGCAGAGAGGUGUAAGUGUGCCCACUAAUUACAUUGGCAAGAAAAUGGCUCAACAGAGUACUCAGGAGAUCAAGAUACAAAAGCCAAAAAUGGUGUGGACAAAUGACCACGAUAGACUUUUGUGCAGAGAAAUUCUUAUUGAGGAGCCAUUCAAAUCCAAGGUUGGUUCUCGGCAACGUGGUCAGCGUUGGGACAAAGUGGCUGACAAUUUGAAUCAGCAAGACCGACCUCGUUUCUGGGUCGAUCAGAGGGCUGUAAGGGAUAGAUUCUUAAAACUAGAAAGGGGUUUUAAAAUGCUAGAAGAAAAGCGUGCAAGUGGCCUUAGCCCACCUGAGCGAAGUGAAGUAGAGGAGGCAAUUUGUGAAAUAAUAAAAAGGGGGGAUGAGGCACACAAUGAAAUGGUGAAGAUGGGGGCAAGUAUGGUGGAAAAGGAUAUGGAAAGUGUAGACACUACAAGAAAGCGUCUAAUUGAUAUAUUGACAGAAGCAAGAGAGAAAGAGAGUCAAGAAGCAGAGAAUAAAAGAAGGAAAAGUGAUUGCAACAAUGAAGAAGUUGCAGAUGAUUCUACAGAAAAGGUUGACAUAGAGAUCCAGUUAAAGAGAGAGGAGCUUGAGUUGAGAAAAAAGGAGAUUGAAAUAAAAGAGAAAGAAAAGGAAAGAGAAUGGGAGAUUAAAGUCAAAGAGCUAGAAAUAAAAGAAAAAGAUCAUGACAAAAGGGCAAUGAGGGAAAAGGAAUUGAUGGUCAUGUUGCAACAACAAAUUGACAAGCAGAUGGUGAUGCAACAGCAAUUACAACAACAGAAUCAGCUACUCUUUGAUAUCAUGAAAAGGUUUUUUGACAAAGUAUCCUAAGCUAUCUGUAAGGUAUGAUGAAAAUCUGUAAUUAUUUUUAAGCUACCAUUUGAACUGAAACAUGAAAAAGACCUUUCAAAAACCUGAAAAUCAUUUAGAAAAUCAUGAUCUCCCUCAUAAGUGUUAUCCUCACAAAAUGUCUUUUUAACUCAGCUGCACAUUAGUUGAGGACAAAAAGCCUCAACUAGAUUUUGAGGUACUUUGAUUGGUUUUCCUUUCACCACUAAAAUGAAAGGCUUCCUCCUGCUAUCAGGUUUACAAAUGGAUUUCAUCCUACAUGAGUUUCGGCCACCAUAUUUCUGAUUGUUUUUGCAAUGGGCUUUAAAAUUGGAGAAAUGGUGUGAGUGAAACAGCUAAAAGCUCUAUGGAAAUUCAAAUUACUUUUAAAAUGUUUGCUAAUUUUAAAAUUUUAAACAAAAUGUUGUGAUUUUAAUUGAUUAUAUAUCUGUUGGAAAGGUCCCUGGCCUCUGCCAGGUAUAGCCCCUGCUACUAUUUGUAAAUUUUAUUAUUAUUCAAAAAGGAUAUAUGCGAAGCGGUUUUUUACCAGUGUUCUAGAGCUAAUCAUAACUUGUGAAUAUUAUAUUUCAUGUGUGUUUUGACAAUAUUGUUUUUAAACCUUUUUAAUGGAUAAUUCAGUUAAUUUACAGAAUCUUCUUGUAAAAUAUGCUUUUUUUCUUGUAAACCUAUGUAACUGAUUGGACAGUUUUGAAAUUCUUAGUGGGGGGGGGCGAAGGCCCCCAGUUCCUGCUCACUUCCGUGGUCCAAAGGCUAUAUUCCCUUGUGAAUUAUCUUAUCCUAGCUAGCAAAUUUCUGAAAUUUGCCUUAUUUCAAAAUAGAUAGAAAAUAUUGCCUUUAACCACCCCAAAUAUUACCCCCCAUUACGUCCUUGUGAAUCUCAAAAAACUUUUUCCGAUCACCGCCUCUGAGCUUUAUGGAUGACGUCUUGAGUGUUUCUUUCAACAUAAUUUUUAUUCACUUUGAAAUCUUUGUGGUAUAUUUAAUCUGGCGCCAAAUUUUGAACGCGUCGUAACGAAUCUUAACGGAGGUUAAGGUAGCAAGCCGGGCCUCACAAACCGCACCGUGGAGAGAGCCAGGUCGAAAACGCGGAAAGCGCGGAACACGCGGAACACGCUGAAAAGUGAAAUUUUCCUUUAGUUAAUUUGAUGACAAGAGAGGUAUCUAAUGAUUUAUUGAGCCUUUGAUAAAUCGAUUGAUUAAUAUGAUCGAUUAUAAAAGUUUUACGCGUUUUCCGCGUUUUCGAUUUUCACCCUCGUACAAAAUCGAAAACGCGAAAUUUUCAUUCCUUCAAAAAAAGUUCUUAUAUUUCAAUUCUUGAAAGAGCUCUGUUGCUUUGUUAAUGUAUUUGCAAAAUUUCACAUUUCCGCGUGUUCCGCGUAUUCUGCUUUUUCCGCGUUUUCGACCUGGCCCGUAGAGAGUGCUUCGUAUUUAGUUGAAUCUAUUGCAAAUCCAAGUCAGACCCAAUGAUUUAUUAUUAGAUCUACGAUAAAUUUAUUUUUCUUCGAAUCUCGGAGUAUAUAUCUAUGAAUAUAGGAGUAUAUAUUUACGAGUCUCCCCGAAAACUGGUUCAACAUCCAGCGUUGAUGACCAACUCAUGUCACUCUCGGGUCUGGGUUCGUGAAUGUUUUUUAAUUCUAUGUAUUUGGAUCUGCCUUAUCAACCAGUUACUGCGUGAUUAUCAUCGAAAUAUGCAAAAAGCGCUAGAUUACGAAAAAUUGGAAACUAAGAUUUAAAUCAGUAAAACUAUCAUUGUGAUUGCUCUGCGGAUAACAGUUGAUGUGCAACGGAACCCUGGGUGCCAGGGCCACAAAAUUUCGAUAAUAAUAUAUAAUAAUAAUAAUAAAUAUAAUAAUAAUAAUAAUAAUAACCACCAAGACCAAGCGAAGAAUUAAAGGAGCGUCCUUCUCCACUCCUAUUUUCUAUUUCCUCGUUCGAAUUUACGCGGCUCCGGUACCCAGGGUAAUGUAACGGUUACGGGAGUUCGCUUCUUUUGAGUAACUCAAGAGAUGGCGACAGGGAACCGAGAUAUGUGUAGUAAUUGACUGAAUUGGAGGUUAAUGGCUACAGUCAGUCACCGCGCAGCCAUUGGGCUAGCAGGGGCUAUGCAUAGCCCCCCCUGCACUUUUUUGCAAUAAUAGGUUAGAAUAGGAAAACCAAUAGGUGAGUGUUUGCAAGUUUCUUGACUGGGAACCCUUUUUUGCUAAUUUUUUGUGUGCUUUGUCUUGUUUAAUUUUUUUGACUGCGCCAUCCUUCCAUUCUAUCAUACAUGGUUUGAAUACUAUUAUAUUCAUUUUAUAACGGGAAAGUUUAGCAUCUGAUACCUAGUAGGCCUAGAAGAGGUCGGUUGGGAGCAGUUCGAAACUUUAUUUUUGACUGAUUUAAUUCUUUCUUGGUUACAUCAACCUUUUUAAUUUCAUCGACGCGAGCAGCCAUUACCGCUAGGUAGAAGCUUGCCUAUUUGUUGAUGACCAUCGGACCGUAAAAAUAUUAGGUUACCAAAAAUUCAAUUGUACUGGUUUAUCUCACUUGUUUCUCGCAACAUGUAUGUGAUACAAAGCAUGUAAAACCAUUUUACGGUAGAACUUUUGUCCCAACUUCAUAUGACCAAAAUCUUUUUGCAGUUUUCGGGGGUCGAUAUAUUGCGUUGGUGCCUCUUUAAGUAAGUGGCAAAAUGUUUUUGUAAAGAUUCAGUAUUACAAGUGAACCCACUUUGGGGGUGAAUAUAAGAUCUCAAAGACAAAUGUAGGGGAAAUGGAAACAUUUUUUUGAAAGUGGUAAUCAAAUUCCAUGCUGAAAUCAAAACAUAUAGAAUAUUCAAGCAUUUAAGUGAUAUUUUUCUACAAUUCUGAAAGCUGAAUUAGAUACAAAGGCAUUUUAAAGAUCAAUGGAAAGGACUACAUAGAUAUGCCAAAAAUAUGUGUUAAGACUUGGACAGCAGUUUGAAGAUUUUUCUCAAAGAAAAAAGUUCUUUCUUAGCGUCUUGUUCACGUCGUUGAUGCUCUUUGUAGGAAAAAAGAUGGUUUUAGAUAAAUUACUUAUAGAAGAGGUUCAAGACAGAUCCCUGUGAAACACGAAGAUGUAAUCUUCCAUUCGUGACUUAAUACAAUUUGUCAGAGCAAACUUUGGACUCCAGGGAAUGAACUUAAUACAAAGAAGGAACUGAAACAACCCAAAUUUGUUUACUCUUUUAAACUAGAAAUAGAUUUGGUUUGUUUUGAUUCCUUGUUUAGGCAAUUUUAACGCCCAAUAGCUGAAAAUCAAGUGCUGCUGGCAUUAAAGAAACAGAAAUGCUGCAAAAGUGCUGCCCUGCUAUGCUGAUGGUUUUAUAUAAACAGAAGCAUUUAGCAGCAGCACCAGCGUAAAGAAAAAAGGGGUUAGGGCUCAGUUCCGAGCCCGAAUCCUAUAGAACAUAUUUAUAAGAAGAUGAGAGUCCAAACCCCGUCCUUUCUUGGAGUAAUAAUGCUCUCAUAUUUGGAGUAAUAAUGGCGCUCCUCAAUCGUCUUGUGCCUCCUUGACAAAAUUGAAUCCAAAGCCAUUCGCUUCAUUCAACAGCUUAGACCCCAAAAGUCCUCUUCAGCCUUUUCCUCAUCAGGGCCGUGUUGCCGACAGGGGCGUAGAUGGAAGAGAUCAUCCCAGUUUUCGACAAAACCUACUGAAUCUCGAAAAAGCAACCUCUCCCGCCUGAUCAACAUUCAGCUUGGAAUUCUGCACCAAAAACUGGUCUAGGAAAAGUUGGUAUGGUAAAGUUUUCUGGGUAACCAUUGUCAGCUCAUUCACAUGCUACAUCCCAGCUUUUGAACAAUGCCCCCCGUAUCAUGGAGAAGCAUCCUCUCCCACCCUUUCAAAUGUUUUUUUAUCUCUACACCAAAAACUGGUCUAGAAAUUGUUGGUUUGGUAAAGCUCCUCUUCGGGUGGUCAUUGACAACUCAUUCACAGGUUGCAUACCAGUUUUCGGACAAAACCCUCUGUAUCUCGGAAAAACCACCUCUUCCGCCCGAUCAACAUCCAGAUUUGAAUUCUACACCAAAAACUGGUCUAGAAAAAUAUUGUUUUGUAAAGUUCCUCUUUGGGUGAUCGUUGACAGUUCAUUCACAGGUUCCAUCUUAGUUUUUGGACAAGGUGCUCCUCUCCCGCCCGAUCAACAUCCAGAUGUGAAUUCUAGACCAAAAACUGGUCUAGAAAAAGAUAGUCUGGUUAAGUCCCCUGUCAGGUGAUAAUGCACCCCCUUGUCCCUCUGGACUAUAUUGACAAAUUGCAAAGAGGAGAAAAAGCCUUCCGAGUCUGCACGCAGGCUAUCGUGCCUGUGAUUUACCCAGUAGAGCAUAAAAUUGAAAAUCCAACAUACAUUCCAACGUCCAGUAAUUUUCCAAGUAAGCACUGUUUCAUUAUUCUUUAUCAAUUUAACAUGUAGCGAUUGUAUGCCCUGUUGAGCUUAUCUUAACUCAAAAGAAGGCACACAUUGUCACCUACGUUAGCGGAGAGCCCGGCUGCUAUCAUUGAUAAGAAGCUUUCAAGGCUGAUGUUAAAACCAGUUUCAAAAUCAUAGAAGAAUUUUGAUGUUUCCAAAAGUUUCCAAAUUCUUUUAUAUAAAUUGAAAACAAACAUCACCUUGAGCAAAGCAGUCAAAAUCUCUCCAAGAGCAAGAGAAACUUUAACUUGAAGAAGCCGGUUCUUUAGAAUUUUUAACCAAAGCUAAGGCAUGCUAACUUUUAUGUCAUAUCAUAAUGUAGCAAGAGAUAUUUGCAAAGUUUUGUUUUCUAAAUGCGAAGUCUGCUCUUACCCUCUUUAUUCCUUCAAGACAGGCUUCUCAAAACCGAGGAAUAAUUGAUUAGUAUCGGGACAAGUACACGAUACUGCCCUAGGCGGCAUUUGUUGUCGUUGAAUGGUGGGAAAAUUUUUGAAUUUGGAUGUUUCCAGUUCACAGGAAAACGGAUUCUUUGUAGCAAUUUAUACUAACAAAACCUUACAAUUUGAAGGAACAUCCAAAUGCAAAAAUUAAUUGCAAAGAUUAUAUUGGUGCAUUUUCUGUGCAUUCCAUGUUUUCCCCGCUGGAUAUUCCCGCCAGGCAUAUGGACAAGGUAGCUGAGUUCGUCAGGAAAAAUUUAUGCCGCCAAUUUCAUUCUUGUUUUGAGAAAAAUGAUUAUUCGACAAUGGUUUUGGAUGAAUAUCGGGGACGCCGGAAAGCGGGGGUGCGGGGUGGGUCAACCCUGACUAAUCUAUAACGGUUGCCUUUUGAUAGAAGGGGCAAGUGUUUUUGACAUCGGCCGUUUGUAAUUAUUAAAAGAUCCCUAUGAAAUUCUGACUGUAUUGCCUUAUUCGUGACCACAUUUCCAAGACAAAAAUUUCAUAUGCCAAAAGUUAGGCGAUUUUCAAGAUACCUACAGAAGGUCGAAACAAAGUGUUGGUAGCUUGGAAUUUUGUUUUAAAUACUCUUUUACUCAAGUCUGCCUCCCAGCCCCUGGGUCGUUCCGGCGUCCCUGAUGAAAGUUUCCAAUUUGAUCGUGCUUUCUGAAAUUCUGCGACAUUUUUUGAGUGAAUGAUUCACAGAUUUUAUCUUUUUGGCAAUUUCUAUCUUUUUAGUUUUGCUUUACUGCUAUAUUCACAUGUUUGUGUUUGUUUGAUUUAAACUUUGUUCACUGACACUCCUGUACAGACUCAGUGGUGGCGCCAGGGGAGGGCUGGGGGGGGGGGCUACAGCCCCUCCGUCGGAAGCAUCUAGCUCCCCAUCGGAGGAAAUUUUAGGUUAUUGUCGGAGCAAAUUUGACAAAAUAACGUACGAAAACUGCUUAUUUUAGUCAUUUUAGCCCCCCCCUGUCGGAAGCUCCAACCCCUCUGUCGAAAGAUUUCUAGCGCCACCUCUGUACAGACUACAGAAUUAAAAUUCAGCCACCUAUUUGAUUAUUAAAGCAAUAAAAUCUCUGUCAAAAACACGGUAAAUUGCAAGGCGGACGAAAGAAAACCAAUAUUUUCGAAAAAUCGUAAGCUAUACUGUAUCAGCUUGCUGUAUACAUUUCGAAGGUUUUAAGCUAUAAAUUGAUUUGGUAGACGGCCUUUUGCCUCUCCAGUCAGAAAUCUAGCGCCUUCGGUGCUUCUGUACCACUGGGAAUUGGGAGUUCGCAGCCAAAACGAGAACGGGGCUGCAGCAUGUCAGUAAAAAAGCAUUGGUGCAACUGCAGAAUCUCUCUUGGUGCAUGUCAUCGUGGGUGAUAGUAGUCAGUUUGGAACAGACGAAGACGGAUAGAUUCCUUCGUAAAGACGGAUAGUUGAAUAUUUGAUUAUGGAAAUUAUCACAUCAGCCACCCACCUUGUCAGCAGGCCCUGAAAUAACAAAAAAAUGUUGCUUGGUAAAUCAAGCUCCUCCGUUCAGUUAGAUGUUUGAUCAAGCGUCUUUUGCUGGUGAGGAAAGUUCUGGCUUGCCUGGAAAAUGAGGUAUCUUUUUUGUUUUUCUCAAAAAAUGCAUUAAAAAUUAAACAGAAUAAAUGAAACAGUGAUGUUCAAUUAGUGAAUCUGCAAUGGUAUUUCUAAGAUUAACGAAAACAUUUUAUCUCUUUGAUCUGAAUAACUUAGUCAGUAGAUUUUAAAAUGUUCUCACUAAAAUUUAAACACAACUAAAGCAAAAUUUUGUGAGUUUACAACAAACAUUUCAACAUCACGAUAAAGAUAUAAAACAUUUCUCCUUAAAAGUGUCAUUUGUCUUUAUCUAGCGUUUAUGGCAUCAUACAUCCAUCUUAUUCUGAAACAAGCUACUGAUAUCAGCUAAACUGUCACUGGUGCCAUCACUGUCACUCCAGCUGUCACAAGUAACUUUCUUUAUCUUUUCUGGUGGCUCUGAUACUUCAGUCUGUCUAACUCAGCCUGUCAGUCUGUCUUGAGUCUGACAACAUCAGGGUUAGAAUAGAAAAUCCCCUUUGAACAGAGCUGUUUGAUUCAGAAAUGGUCAAUAACAGUUUUGCCAGCAAACAUAUGUUUGAGACAUCUCCCUUCUUUUUGAAAAUCAUACUUCUCCAGGUAGAAAGAGCCUCUGGUGCAUAUUACUUUGGAACAAUCCUCUUUAUACUCUUCCAUUCUGAAAAGGCCUCUUUUAGGAGUGGCACUUGAAAAUGGUUGCUGAGAUAAACAAUUUUUUAAUAACAUACUCUUUAUCAUCAUACGGCCAGUUAUUGGGAUCAAGCCAUUUCAUAUCUUGGUAUAUUUUUGAUGAAAACUCGCUGAGUCUGGCAGUCAAAUUUUCUCUUUAGCUUGUUUGCAACAUGAGCA
Rhopilema esculentum is the source of this 8739-nucleotide messenger RNA. The record is from RefSeq and is a predicted model, not a curated record. Lineage: Eukaryota; Metazoa; Cnidaria; Scyphozoa; Rhizostomeae; Rhizostomatidae.